Molecule: messenger RNA, 4261 nt
Organism: Ahaetulla prasina
Lineage: Eukaryota; Metazoa; Chordata; Lepidosauria; Squamata; Colubridae
Exons: 4
Coding region: 2995-4146 (383 amino acids)
Source: RefSeq, a predicted model, not a curated record
CCCACCUAGCCAUGCCCACAGGAAAAGGUAGGAAAAUGUUUGGAAUUUCCACCUAUCUAUCUCCGCCCUCCCUUCGCCAGUCACCACCACCCCGUUUCCCCUCCUUUAGCGGCCUGGCCCUAGCCCUACUUCUUCCCCCACCACUGCCUCUUUGUUCGGGCUGCUUACCUUCUGCGAUGGCUGGUCCAGAGUCCGGAAGGCAAGCUGACCAGAGUUUUCAGUGGCCCCCAGCCAGCCACCGCUGCUGGAAAGCGGCUGGCAAAGUAGCCUCCCAGCUGCCUCUUUGAGAGCUGCUUUGCAGGUGCAGUGGCUGGCUGCAGGCCACCGAAAAGUACCGGAGAUCACAGAAAAGGCUGCUGCCGUCAGCACUAUGUUCUUCGUGCAUGAAUAUCCCAUUGGGCUUGCAAGGCAAUGGGAUGCAUGUGUGCAAAGAACAUGACAACGAACAUGGCAGGCAGGGCGAGUGAACGGCAACUAUGGAACCAGUUCGAGGGUGUGUGGCCAGCUGGCCAUAGCUACUGGUUCGGCGACCUUGGCCAAAUUUCCGCCAACAGUUCACACAAACCGAUACCAACCAGCUGAAUACCAGCUCCUGGUACAAAUUCCUAAAAAGUAGAACAUCAAAAUGUAACAAACCUGGGAUCAACUGGGAACGUUCAGCAAAUGUUCAUAGAUAGUGAAGGCCCUUUUUCUGUGUAGACAUUUGGGGCAAAUUUCAGCUCGAUUCAGUAUGAUGCUUGGAAAGACAGUUUACCAUACAGGUAGUCUUCACCUUACGACCACAAUUGAGUCCAGAAUUUGUGUUGUUAAGCGAGAAAUUUGUUCAGUGAGUUUUGCCUCAUUUUACAACUUUUCUUACCGCAUUUGUUAAGUGAAUUACUGCAGUUGUUGAAUUAGUGACAAGUAUUGUUAAGUGAAUCUGGUUUCCCCAAUGACUUUGCUGAAGGUAAAUCAUAAGACCAUGGGGAUGCUGCAACAGUCGUAAAAGUGAAAAAUGGUCAUAAGUCACUUUUUUCAGUGAAGUUGUAACUUUGAACAUUCACUAAAUAAACCAUUGUAAGUCAAGGACUACCUGCAUUUAUAAGGCUGGUUUCAUAGUUCAUGAUCAAAUCAUUUUAAAGAGGCCUACAGAUUUGCUUGGGCGCGAGAAGCACCUUGGAAUUAACGUUUCGUGUUUCGCAGUGAUUUCCAGUGGUUUCUCAAGAUGAUUUAUUAGAAUAGAAUAGAAUAGAAUAGAAUAGAAUAGAAUAGAAUAGAAUAGAAUAGAAUAGAAUAGAAUAGAAUAGAAUUUUUAUUGGCCAAGUGUGAUUGGACACACAAGGAAUUUGUCUUGGUGCAUAUGGUCUCAGUGUACAUAAAAGAAAAGAUACGUUCAUCAAGGUACAACAUUUACAACACAAUUGAUGGUCAAUAUAUCAAUAUAAAUCAUAAGGAUUGCCGGCAACAAAGUUACAGUCAUACAGUCAUAAGUGGAAAGAGAUUGGUGAUGGGAACGAUGAGAAGAUUAAUAGUAGUGCAGAUUUAGUAAAUAGUUUGACAGUGUUGAUGGAAUUAUUUGUUUAGCAGAGCAGUUUUUUCGGGAAAAAACUGUUCUUGUGUCUAGUUGUUCUGGUGUGCAGUGCUCUAUAGCGUCGUUUUAAGGGUAGGAGUUGAAACAGUUUAUGUCCUGGAUGCAAGGGGUCUGUAAAUAUUUUCAUGGCCCUCUUCUUGAUUCGUCUUUAUUAAGUCUAGUUUAAUAUAUUCAAUCCAUGGAAUAAUGAAUUUUAAAUCUUUUAUCAAUUGUACAUUCUCCAUUUUAUUUACUAGUAUUUUAUUUACCAUCCACUAUGUCCUUUUUCUGCUGUCUUUUAUUGUGGUCUCUCAUUUUGUUUCUUAAAUUUUUUUUUAAUAAUUGGAAAAAAAAGUGUUUAAAAGCACAUAGACACAGACAAAUAACAAAAGAAUUGCGGAAAUCAGCAGAACCCAUUUAAAAAGCUAUUCUGGCAAAGGUCUAAAACUCAGCAGGAAUGACAGUUGCUUUACAUCUUUAGCAUCUCCCAUUAAAAAGGUCUCCAAUUGGGGUGCUGGCUGGCUACAAUUUCUGGAAAUCGCUAGCCAAAAUGAUUGACGCAGAAUCAAAGGCCAAUGAAGAAUGGGACAGAAUUAUUGGGGAAGCUGGUCUCCAAUUGUGCCCUGUCAUCUUACCCAUCCAAAUAAGGUAAAGCAAGAUAAGGAAAUGAAAAGAAAAUUGACAAACUCAAUGUGAGCUUUUAAUGAGUGUAGUCAUUAGACAUGGGCUGCAUGGCAUGCAUACUAAGCAGAUCCUGUAAAGAGAGGACCUUGGGGAAGAUAUGAAAAAGACAUUAAAGGAGGGGAAGAAGUCUUUAAGAAGGGAUUUGAAGAUGAGAUUACACCCUCCAGAGCAGUAUUUCUCAGUGGGGCAACUUUGAGGAUGUGUGGAAUUCUAGGAGUUGAAGUCCGCACAUCUUCAAGUUGUCAAGGUUGUGAAAUACUGGUCUAGAGAUUGAAGCGAGGGUAUGGAAUGUAAAAUAACUCUGCCUUGCGUAAGGACUGGAAGCCAUCUUUUGCAUGGGGUCUUCAGGCCUGCCACAUUUACUACUGUGGGAAAUUGGGAGGGGGGAUUUUAUGGGACAGGGGAGAUAUAUAGUCAUAAUAACAUUUCUUUCUCAGAGAUUCAAGGACAUCUUGCCCUGCACCUGGAGGGAUGCGACUGGGAGGCAUCUCCAGAUGGGACAGUGCCUUGAUUGGACCAUGUGAUGGACAUAGACAAGCUAAUAGGAUUCCUCCAAUCAUGAGUAACUGAGGUCUGCUGAUGCUGCAGAGAGCGUGUAGCCAGUGCCCACCUGCGUCAGGGAGCGGUAAUGUUGGAGCGUUCUGAACCCAUACAAAUGUCAGAAAACAAAAAAAUAGGUACCGUUAUGGAUUACCUUUCCCCCAUUCCUGAGGAAAAUAUAUGAUUCUUUCUUCAAGAAAGGCAGUCGACUGCUCAAAACCAUGAAGAUUCUCUCCAGCAGCAAGAGGCUAUGGAAAGAAUCGGCCCUUUUCAGAAGCCAGAAAAAGUCCUCAACCCUGCGCUUCCGUUGCAUUGUAGAUCCUGUGAAAGUGACUGUGAAAAUCGGCAACCCCCAUGAAUCCAAAGCCUUCUCCACUCAGCUGGGCAGGAAAAACAAGGCCUACUAUUCUGGGGAAUGGUCAAGCCACCAUGACACAGAUGACAAGAAAGCCAGUUGGCACAAGAACCACCAACACAUCCAGGACAGCCAAGGAAGCUCCCACCUGUCUGACCCCGAGACUCCCCAGCCGGCGUGUCCUGUGGGAUCGGUGGCUUCCUGGGUCCGUUUCAGCUUCAGCUCACCAGUACGCACCCCUGACACGGUAAACAGUUCAGCCAACUAUGGUGUUUUGGCAAGGAGCCACCAAAGGGCCACGGGCGAUAAGCUGCAGAGUUCGGAAGUGACAGGAGGUAGUUCCCACGGGCAGCGCUUCUUGACACGCUCGGUGGGCCUCAACACAGAUGGGCCUGCUCCCCACCACUUACCUCAGCCCCAUGAGCCCUUUCAUCAUCCAACCAGUGAGACCAAUUUCAUCCCCAGCCCAAUCUUACCUGGUCCCCGGCGGGUGCUGUAUUCUACCUUUGCUCCAGAUACGGCAUCUAGAACCCACCUUAAUGCUGAGGAAUAUGUCUACCCACAUUCUCCCAGAGGUCAUCAGCCCCGUCUUGGCCUAGAGUGGCAUCAGCACUUGCCAGCAGCACAGCAAGCAGAGGUCUAUGUCUAUCUGGUCAGUCCACCCCACCCCAGAGCAGAACACCGUCCUGAGCAACCCAACCAAGCAUUCCCAACCUCUCAGGCCAUCUCCAGGAAGGAAAUGCUGGAGAACAGAAUCUCCCUUAACCAGAGCAGGGGUGGCAGUAAUCAAGGCCCUGCCGUCCAAGGGGGCAGCGAUUCCAAUAAGCCACGCAAAAGCAUCUGGGAAAGGAAGCGGCAGAGAAGAUCACUGCAGCCAACCUCAGACCAUGAGAAGUUAGUAGGGACCAACGGUGGAGUUAACGUCGGGACCCAUGAGCCGUUUUCUCAUAGCCCAUCUCUCUUGGUUGAUAGAGGGAAGGAAAGUCUUGAUGCGACUCCACCCAACAUUGCCAGCUGAAGAUACCCAACGGUCCUUUUAGGCUCUGGAGAGCUGGCGGAAUUCUUGAGAAAGGAAGAAACAGCCUUUCCUGUUGCUUCCCUCAACACUUUGGCGUAUAUCUGGGGUCAUUAAA